Cercopithifilaria johnstoni is the source of this 660-nucleotide messenger RNA. The record is from the annotation of a GenBank genome assembly. NCBI's taxonomy places the organism in Eukaryota, Metazoa, Nematoda, Chromadorea, Rhabditida, Onchocercidae.
AUGCCUCCCAAAAGGCCUCCUCCUCCUCAGGAGCAAUUCGCAGCUCGAAAAUCCAAAGCAAACACAGUAGUUACCCAGGAAUUAUCAUCCUUGGGAAGAAAGAAAGAUGCCCAAAUGCAGGAUGCUGUGGAUAAAUUUGCCGAUGAAUUGAGCAGAUCAUCGGAUGACGAGGACAAUAUUAGUGAAGCUGGCGAUGAGCAUUUCAUUAAUGGUACUUCAAUUGAACUUAGUGAAGUUGAGAAGGAAUUGAUCAGAGAAGAAUUAAAAAAGACUGAAGAAGAAAUUAAUACAUUACGUCAAGUGCUGGUUGCACGUCAAAAGCACGCGAGUGAUUUGAAACGAAAAUUGGGCAUUUCACCCCUCACUGAAUUUACUGCUGAUAUCAAUCAUUCAUUGCAGCAUGUCAGAGAAUCGCAAGCGUACCAAAAGACAUCGGAAGUGGUCUCAGGUACGGCGGAUACUGUGAAGAACAAAUGGAACGAUGUGCGUAACUCUUCACUGUUCAAAUCAUUCGAAUCUAAAAUAGGAACAGCGUACACUAAUGCAAAAAUGGCGGCAUCCACAAGCAUCGACCAAAUUUCGGGCAUGGCUAAAUCAUCGUCGGGUGCAACCGGUCAAACGGAUCCUACAUCACCAUCCAAUGAAAAAGUACAACUGUAA